UCAUGUGUGCGCGGCCCAGGGCCCGCGGUUGGUUGCGAAACUGUAUCAAAUGUCCACUCCCGCGCAGAUAUAUACCUGCCGAGGGCUCUGCUGCCACAUCGGUACAGACCACACGACCGCCCGCGACAGACAUGUACGCUAAGUUGAUCAUCGUAUGCUGCGCGGUGGCGGCGGCGGCGGCGGCGCCCGGCUUGUUGGACUACGGCUACUCGGCGCCCAUCUCGCACUCAGUGGUGUCCGCGCCUGUGGCGGUCGCCGCGCCCGUCUACAAGACAUACGCCGCGCCCGUGGUCAAGGCUGUCGCUCCUGUAGUACACGCCGAGCCAAUCGACCCGAACCCUGCGUACAGCUACGCGUACGGAGUCCAAGACCCGCACACCGGUGACCACAAGGACGCACAGGAGACGCUGCAGAACGGCGUUGUCCACGGCUCUUACAGCCUGGUGGAACCUGAUGGCCACCUGAGGAAGGUCACCUACACUGCUGACAAGGUCAACGGCUUCAACGCUGUCGUUGAGAGGACUGGUGGAACCCACGCGGCACCUGUGGCGAUAGCCGCGCCCGCCCACGUAGUGGCCGCCCCAGCGCCCAUCGCCGUGGCAGCGCACGCGCCCAUCUCCUUCGGCCACGGCUGGCACUAGUCACUUCACCCACCACGCUUCACUUGCUGCAUCGCUGACAGAGAAACGGCACGACGCUUUGACUUGACGCGAACUUUAGACUAACGCUAGCUGAGUUAGCAAUCACACCAAUUGUUGGCGAUUUCUGGCAGUUGACUUCAGUGCAGCGAAGCAAAGGCAGCGGACGAUAGCAUCCCCGAUUGUAUUAUGAGAAAGCUUGCAACAAGCGUUUCCUAGUAUUAUUAAUUUAUGUUACUUAUCGACUCGUUGUUAUAUUGUGGGGAUCUAUCGCCUGCUAGAAGAGAGCUAUCGGAAUGUAUGUAUUAGUUUCUGUAACCGUUUUCUGCUGUGUAGAAAAGGUUGGAAAGACGACAGUAUUUCACUAUGGAUUAUUAUUGGAUGCGAUAUUAUAAUGAUGGUUUUUGGAGCAUUGUGGUAUGUUGUAUGUGUUUGUCCAGUCAGCGGUGUGGCAGGGUCGAUGACCUCGCCCGUGCGCCUGUAAUGAUAAUGAAUUAUGUCCUAUUGUUUAUUUAUUUAGUUCUGCUUUGACUGUUGCUACGGACUUGAUCUUGACGCGUUGUAUUUCAUACAUGUAAAUAUAAUGUGUACUUAGGUUUAAAAUAAAAAGCCAUUUUUUUACGAUAA
Molecule: messenger RNA, 1265 nt
Organism: Bicyclus anynana (squinting bush brown)
Lineage: Eukaryota; Metazoa; Arthropoda; Insecta; Lepidoptera; Nymphalidae
Gene: Cpr64Ac
Product: cuticle protein 21-like
Exons: 4
Coding region: 3-641 (212 amino acids)
Cellular component (GO): extracellular matrix
Source: RefSeq, a predicted model, not a curated record